Molecule: messenger RNA, 1122 nt
Organism: Daphnia carinata
Lineage: Eukaryota; Metazoa; Arthropoda; Branchiopoda; Diplostraca; Daphniidae
Gene: Nup35
Product: nucleoporin NUP35-like
Exons: 7
Coding region: 94-1011 (305 amino acids)
Biological process (GO): regulation of DNA-templated transcription; nuclear pore organization; NLS-bearing protein import into nucleus
Cellular component (GO): nuclear membrane; nuclear pore central transport channel; nuclear pore nuclear basket
Molecular function (GO): structural constituent of nuclear pore; phospholipid binding; single-stranded DNA binding
Source: RefSeq, a predicted model, not a curated record
CGGAUCUGAAACGUCAGAAAGGGUUCAAAAACUAAAAGAGCGGUUUGAAAAACGCCGUUGUAUUUUAAUAUUCUCAUAUUGAUAAGCAAAGAAAUGGAGCCCAUGGCCUUAGGUUCACCCGCGAGUCCUACGUCCGGUACUGGGGUCUAUGCUAAUCAACAACAAAGUGGGGCUCAGUACCUUCCUGGUUUUUUGAUGGGAGAUGUUACAAGCCAAGGUGGAGGUCGGCCAUUUCAAACCAGCCCAAUGAAAAUGAUGAAGGGAUCAUCGACAACAGGCUAUCUUUCCGUUUCUCCUCCCUCUUCAUCAGUACCUACCCCAAAGGCCAAUAGAUUAAUUGGGAAAACAGAUAAACCAGGAGGCCCACCUGUGCAGCGAUUGUUCUCUGCAACAGGUCCUUCUACCCCUUCUACUCCAUCAGACUAUGCUCACCUUCCCUCAACUCCUCAUGCAAACUAUAGUGUGAGUUCUCAAGUUGACCAGUCUGACCAGUUUGAAGAUUCUGAUGCUGGGACAUGGGUUACAGUCUUUGGUUUCCCACCUACCGCUGCAUCCUAUGUUUUAACUCAAACAGGAAUGUGGGGACAUAUUCUAGAGCACCGCAUACCCUCACAGGGAAACUGGAUGCAUUUGAAGUUUGCAAGUCGCCUGCAAGCUAGAAAAGCCCUGGCACGAAAUGGCAGACUUUUGACUGACACUCUAAUGAUUGGAGUAGUACCAUGCACAGAUGGGGCAAUCAUGGAAGAAAGUAGGAAAGAGAAUUUGCAAGCUAUCAGCACACCGUCAAUGAGAGUAACCUCAACACCUCAGCCAGCUGUCUGGGAUCGUAGCAGUUCUUUUGCCUUGGGGACCAGCGCAACGCCCUCGGCUUUGGACCGUAGCAAUCUGAGACCUUUGACUCAAACUUACAAAGGAGCUCAAGCUGAUUAUGAGGUAAACCAGCAAAGAGCGACACCGCAGCAAAAUUCGAGCCUUGUCGCCAAAGCAAUGGAUUUUGUCUUUGGUUGGUAGAAUGGUUGGUGUAUUUACGGAUAAAGGAAUUUGAUACCAUAGGCUCUUCACUGAUAUGUUUUAACGUUUCUGUAUUCCGAUGCAUCAUUUGAUUAAAGAGAGAUUUGUGAA